GAUGGUGGGAGGCUUAGUUGUGCGUGCUGACAGCCUGGGAGAGCGUGUGGUGUUGCAUGGUAACCUUGUUUGGGAUUGGAGAGCGUAAUCGGGGGUGAGAAGGUGCCCGGGAGCCGGAAGGACAGGCGAAAUUGUACUUUGGGUAUUGGCAAUGGUUUAGGGCGGGUUCCAGAGUAUUUUAGAAGGAGAAAUGCUGAUGGACAGCGAAUGGCCUCGUUCGAGUCCUGUGAUUCCAAGCACCUGUGUUCUCAAGUACAACUUUCACACCCAUAUAUAGUAAAGGGGGAUCUGAUGGUAUGAAUUCACUUGAUCUUGGUUGCCGGCGACACAUCUUUACACUUGAGAAUCUUUAAUAGCUCCUUCAUGACUGUCCUUCUCAGACUCGGUCUCCUUCCGAUUUCUUGGUUGCAGUCUCCCUUUGGGUUGAUGACUCACCAUAGAGUUUUUGAGGAUCUUUGAGACCCGGGAUCAAGAACCCCCACUGCUAUGGAAACUUGCUGGGUGACCCUGGGCCAGUCACACACACUCAGCCUGACCUGCCACACAAGGCUGUGGGGAUAAAUUAUGAAUCAAGGAUGUCCAGUGGAAAGCAAAUAGACGAAACUAUCUUUCCAGAAGAGUAACUGUUGUGUGAAGAUUUUUUUUAACCUACCAUGAAAACACUGUGACUUCAGCCUACUUUGAUAUCUUUGGCCUGCUCAGAAAUGUUUUUCACAUUUUCAAGAAAAAACGUAUCCCAGAAAAUAAGUUUAUUGCUGCUGAUUUUUGGUUUUAUCUGGGGCAUAAUGUUACUGCGCUAUACCUUUCAACAUCCAAGGCAACAGAACAGUGCUGAGCUGCGUGAACAAAUCCUGGACUUAAGUAAAAGAUACGUCAGAGCACUGGCAGAAGAGAACAAGAAUAUAAUUAAUGGUGGUAAUGGAGCUGCAAUGGCGGGCUAUGCUGAUCUCAAAAGAACAAUUGCAGUUCUUCUAGAUGACAUCUUGCAGCGCUUAGUAAAAUUGGAAAACAAGGUCGACUACAUUGUUGUAAAUGGUUCAACAACAAAUACCACAAAUGGAAACUUGAUGCCAGCAACUACAAGCAAACGGGUAAAUGCAGCAGGCAACGUAAGAUAACAUACAAAAUCACUAUGUGCCAUUGGUUUAAUUCUGUUCAGAAUUCACUUUGUGCAGCUGUAUUGGCCAUAGAUUUAGUUCUGUCUAAAAUCACUGUGUCCAGCUGUUUUUGCCAUUGAUGUAGUUCUGUUCCAGUUGGGAAAAGAAACACUUGGCUCAUGAAAGACUGCAUCCUGUUUCAACAGGGAAUAUUAAAUUCAAUUCUAACUUCUUUUUAUAAAGCUCUAGAAACCUUCUGUUCGGU
This is a messenger RNA of Gekko japonicus, 1362 nucleotides long. It is a transcript of the gene CCDC126, whose product is annotated as coiled-coil domain containing 126. NCBI's taxonomy places the organism in Eukaryota, Metazoa, Chordata, Lepidosauria, Squamata, Gekkonidae. The transcript has 5 exons. The record is from RefSeq and is a predicted model, not a curated record. Bases 705 to 1118 code for a protein of 137 amino acids.